Messenger RNA from Myxocyprinus asiaticus (Chinese sucker), 5018 nucleotides. RefSeq names its product rho GTPase-activating protein 17-like. Gene Ontology annotation, biological process: positive regulation of GTPase activity; regulation of Rac protein signal transduction; regulation of actin cytoskeleton organization. Lineage: Eukaryota; Metazoa; Chordata; Actinopteri; Cypriniformes; Catostomidae. Gene Ontology annotation, cellular component: cytoplasm; cytosol; intracellular anatomical structure. Gene Ontology annotation, molecular function: GTPase activator activity; protein binding. The transcript has 20 exons. The record is from RefSeq and is a predicted model, not a curated record. The coding region runs from base 270 to 2540 and encodes 756 amino acids.
GUCGCAUGUCACUCUGCGCUACAAUAGGGAAGUGAACAGCACUUCCUAUUUCCACAGCGUUACUGUUGUUCUCCGACCAAACCAGAUAUCGAAAGGAUGAAAAACGAUAGGAACGUGUUUGACGUGUGGUUUACAUAUGAACAUGAGCAGUAAAUGACUCGGAUUCGGAUCUAGUUCUCCGCGCACAAUGGGAGCGACGCGCUGAUUCAAACGGAGGGACUUUUGCGCUUCUGAAAGUUUUAUAUGUUGGUGGAUGAAGAAGAAUCAAGAUGAAGAAACAAUUUAACCGCAUGAAACAGCUCGCCAACCAAACUGUUGGAAGAGCAGAGAAGACAGAAGUACUGAGUGAUGACCUUCUUCAGAUUGAGCGGCGCCUGGAAACAAUGCGAUUGGUCUCUCACAAUGCACACAAAAGAAUGGUGACUUGUCUACAGGGCAGUCUGGGCACAGAUGUGGAAAAGAGACAUAAAAAGCUUCCUCUUACGGCCCUCUCACAGUCCAUGCUGGAAGGAGGAAGUCAGCUAGGAGACGAGUCUCUCAUAGGAAAAAUGAUGGAAGUUUGCGGAGAGGCUGAAAGCAAACUGGCCUAUGAGCAGAGCCAACAUGAGGUCCAGCUGGAGAGAGAUGUUCUAGACCCUCUCAAUCAGCUAGCAGAGGUGGACGUUCCUAAUCUCCUGAAGCAGAGAAAGAAUUUAGCCAAGCUUGUGUUGGAUUAUGAUUCUGCAAAAGCCAGGUAUUACCAGGCCGCAAAGGUGUUCCCUUCAGCCACAAACGCUCAAGCAAUGGCUGCCAAAGUUGACACACUUAAGGAAGAGAUGGAUGACGCCCAGAUCAAAAUGGAAAUAUGCAAGGAUCAAUUGGCAGCAGACAUGUACAACUUUUCCUCCAAGGAAGGAGAAUAUGCUCGCUAUUAUGUCUUGUUAUUAGAAGCACAAGCUGAAUACCAUAGAAGAGCUUUGGCUUCCAUCGAAAGCGUCCUACCCACCAUACAGUCCCAGCAAGAUAAAUGGACGGAGAAGCCAGCGUUUGGCACCUCUCUAGAGGAACAUCUGAAACGCACUAGCAGAGAGAUCGCUUUGCCCAUAGAGGCCUGUGUCAUGAUGCUUCUGGAGACCGGCAUGCAGGAAGAGGGUUUGUUCCGUAUCGCUGCUGGGGCCUCCAAACUCAAGAAGCUAAAGGCGGCACUGGACUGUUCCACCUCCCAGUUGGAGGAGUUUUAUUCUGACCCUCACGCUGUAGCUGGAGCCCUGAAAUCUUACCUGCGAGAGCUGCCUGAACCUCUGAUGAGCUACCAGCUGUAUGAAGAGUGGAUCCAGGCCUCAAAUAUUUCUGACCCCGAUAAAAAACUUCAGGCUCUGUGGGUUGUAUGUGACAUGUUACCAAAGGCCAACAAGACCAAUUUUAGGUACUUAGUGAAGUUUCUUGCCAAGCUUGCUCAGGAAAGUGACAUCAAUAAGAUGACAGCGAGUAACAUUGCCAUCGUACUGGGACCCAAUUUACUGUGGGCCAAGACAGAGGGGUCCCUUGCUGAGAUGGCAGCUACUACCUCUGUCCAUGUAGUGUCUAUAAUUGAACUAAUAAUCCAACAUGCAAGCUGGUUCUUCCCGGAAGACGUGGACUUCAAUGUUUCAGGAAUGUUUGCCUUGCCUGGGUGUCCGGGUACCCCUGAUUCUGAAGCAGGAUCUAUAGACAGAAGGCGCCCAGGCAGCCAGGGGUCACUAGAUUCUGACAUCUCCCGCAAAGACAGCCCUGCUAACAAACACCCGGAACACGCCAUUCGUAGAGCUGGCACAAUAAAUAAAAAGCAACACUCCAUUCCUAACUUCCAGCCCCCUCUCCCUCCCAUUGAUGCUGGGGUGGCUCCCGUGUUUGAGCCCUCCCCUCAGUCACCCACCGGUGGGGGUAUGGAGGCUGGACAGGGGGGAAUUGUGGUGAAUCAGACCCAGCAGCCUUUAGCUCAGCUGAACCCUGCUACGGAGAACAGUAAAACUGUCCGAGAACCUGCGUCCACACCACCUUCCUUAAGGAAUGGGCCAGGAGGCUCCAGUGGAACACCAAGCCAGUUGAACGUGGGGACCCCUACCUCAGGUUCCAAGGGCCCUAGCCCCUUCAUGGUGCGCAGAGGUACAAAGAAACAAGCACCUGCACCUCCCAAACAUGCUGUGCCUGGUACACCUCAGAACGUUAAGUCAGCUGAUAAUCCGCCCACUCCGUACCAGUCCUCAGCCAUGAACGUAAGCACCCCUCAGCCUGUCAUCGCGCCUCGUCGCAGCAACCAGACACCCAUCCAGGCUCCCAGCCACCCUCCACCACAACCUCCUUCCCAGAGCACAGAGGAACCAGACCUGUCCCCUCCCAGAACCCCCACCCCACCAGAUACACCACCUCACGACGGCUCCUACCCGACUGGAUCCCUUCAACGGCCCAGACCAACCCCUCGACCGCGACCCAAACCCACUGUCCCGCCUCCCCCCCAGCCAACUAGUGAAGGUGCCAAUGGUGUUUGUAUUUCUGGAUCCAAGAUUGUCUCGGAUGUGUGAUCUACUGCUUCUGAGGUGUGAUUUGAUUGACAGGUAUGGUAAGAACAUUGCUCAAUGUUUGUGUGUCUGAAUGCUUUUUGCGUAGUAACCCUUAUAGUACCUGUUUAACCCAAUUAACAGCAAACUAACCUGCAUGACAACCUGCCUAACCAGUGUCUUUGUGGCUUGACUUAGAAUAAUACAUUAGCACAUGCUUUAUGCAACUACACUUAUAACUUCCAAGUCCCACAAACCUCCAUUCUUCUGCUCACAGACAUUUGAUAUGGGUGAAUGUUUGCUAAACACCAGAUACUGUUGUAAUGUUACAAUGUAUUGCUGUAUUGAAUAGUGAAGUGAAUCCCACGAAACCUGACGAGAACAUGUCCUGGUUAUAUUUCACCCAAAACUCAAAAGAGAAAAAGUAGGAAAUUGUAUUUUGCACAUAUUCCCCCGAAAUCCCAAAUUUUGUGAGUUAAAAAUUGUAUUUGUUGUACUCCCUUUAAUUCAUGCUGAUUUAAAUGUGAAAAAAACAACAAAAAAUGAUCCUAUUAUUCUCAAUCACCAUUGAGAAUAAUAGGAUUCACAAAAAGUAUAAAAAACUAAAACAUAUGGAUGCAUUAAGGUAAUGAGAAUUGGUGGUGGAAAUGUGCUUAUUUGAUGAUUAUUUAAAUGAAAAACUAUAUUACAGUAUUUUAAUUUACUGGAAUUAUCAUUGAGAAUAAUUAGAAAUACAAAAAAAUUAAUUCAUUAAAUAAAAAACUAAAGUUUGGAUGUAAUGAGAAUUUUGGGGAGAAAUGUGCUUGGUUGUCAUGAAAAUAAUGUCACAAUGCAGAAUAUGCAUUAUGGUCCUAAAAAAGACUUUAUGUCUUUCUUUUGAUUGCAAAGUGAAAUAUUUUUUCAUGAGAUUCACACUUUUUCACUUUUUCCAUACUUGCACUGAAAACCCUAAUAAGUUGACUUUGCUCAAUUGAUUGAGAACUCAUUCCCUCAGUUGAAUUGAGUGAUGGCAUCUCUAAAACUUAACUUCACUUAACUUGGUGAUCCUAUAGAAUUAACUUAACUAUUUAAGGUAAGACUUAACUCAGAUUUGCUUUUUAAAUAUUGUUGUUUCUACUUAUUAAUUUUAGUUGAAUUCACUCAAUUAGAUCAUAAAACAGCUCAAAUAAAGAAGAUAACCAAUUCUAGAUCAGUCGUUAAAUAAACUUGAUUCUUAGCUGAAAUUUACAGUGUGCAGUUUUAUCACAUAUUGAUAUUAUAAUAGUAUAACAUAAGCACUGAAAUGAAUAAUAGUGCUGAAAAGGCACAGUCAAAACUGAAAACACCCUUUCUAUAUGCAUGGAACUAAUAUCAAAGUGUUUCUUGUAAAAUUAUCCAUCCAAAUAUUGACAUAUUUUCCUAGAAGGGGAGGUUUUACAUUUCAAGCUUUGGUGGAAAAAAAUAGCUGAUUUUUGUAUUAUUAUUAUUUAUUUCAUGAAUAUGCAUUAUGAUUGCACAGAUGAAGAAGUUGCUCUUAUGGAACCAGGGCUGGACCUUGUCCCUGAACUAGAAGAAGAUCAAGCAGGAGAAACAUCCCCAGAAGCUGAACACCAAUCAGAAAGCACCGCCCUGUGAGGGAGGAGGAGCCUAAUAUUCACACUGCUAAUCAAGGUCUACGUUCGGAAUGGAAUAUAAGCUUACUGCAUACUCUGUACUGUGUACUGCCAACCAUUUUUAAAAUAGUAUAUGAAACAGUAUGCAAUAUGCAUUGAUAAAUGUUUUAUGAUACAUUGUCACAUGACCUCAACACACUGCAUGUUUAAUACAGCAAAUAGCAUCUAGUUCUAAUCUUGGAAACAAAUAUGAAUAUUUUGCACUCAUGUUUAUGUAAAAAUAAAUAAAUCUAAUUUAAACGCAUACGGUGCAUAGUCUACAUACUGUAUACUGCAGAAAUAAGAGUAGUAUGGUAGUAUGCUAUUCCGAACAUAGUCCUUUUCUUUAACCUUAGCUUUUAUCCUUGCUAAAACCCUGUUGAAAACCUGUUGAAAAUGAUAAAUCUACAUAAACAAGAAAUAAACAAAGCGCACCACUUUUACUUCACCACUGAAGCUUUUUUUUUAAAGAAGAGAUCCUUCUUCCUCACAAUGCUGGCACAUUGUAACCAUAUAUGAGGAAAAAAUCAGAAAGCACAUAUUAACAUGCUAUACAAUAUUAUUUUCUUUCACACAUACAGUAGCAUACAGCUGUCACUGGUUUGGGUUUUAAAUGCAAAUAUGAAUGUCUUUGAGUUUUGUAAUUUAGUUUGCUACUCAAGCAGACGUGUUAUUUGUGCCUUGAAAAUGUACCAAACCGGCAAAAAAAAAAAAAAAAAAAAAAAAUGUGUUUGUUACGACUAUUACGGUGAAUGUUGCUUAUUCAUAUUUAAUUGCAAUGAUUCAUCUUUUCUUUUAAUACUUUUUGUUCCUAUAUAAAAUGUUUGGCAGGAUGUUUGUAGACCAAAAAUUAGACAAAAGUACAAAAUAA